CUGCCCUGCGUCCCCCUUCCUGCUCCACCCGUGAGAGGAUGCUGGAGAUUCCUACCGAGUGAGCUUGGGAAGAGGAAGGCUUGAAGAUAUGCUGUUCCUUCCUUCCCUUUCUGCCACGGACCUCACAUUGUAGUUUAUCUCCCAGAGGCUCUGAGAUUGGCACCUCAGGAAAGCAAAAUGCCUCUGUCCCCAACAAGACUGCCUAGCCCCUACGGCUCCGACCGGCUGGUACGUCUGGCAGCCAGGCUCCGACCAGCACUCUGUGACACCCUGAUCACCGUGGGCAGCCAGGAGUUCCCCGCCCACAGCCUGGUACUAGCAGGUGUGAGCCAGCAGCUGGGCCGCAGGGGCCACUGGACUCUGGUGAAAGGCAUCAGUCCUUCCACCUUUGCCCAGCUUCUGUUCUUUGUUUAUGGGGAGAGUGUUGAGCUGCAGCCUGGGGAACUGGGGCCCCUUGAAGAGGCAGCCAGGGCCUUGGGGGUGCAGUCCCUGGAAGAGGCAUGCAAGAAGGCUCGAAGGACCAGGGCUAGCCAAGACCUGGAUCUAGGACUGAAGGAUCAUCAGGAGGAGUCAGAGACACUCACAGGGAAUUCUGGGAGCGAACCCUGGGGCCGCGGGGAGAAGCAGAGGCCAGAGAAGUCUGUUAGAGCUGGUGGGAGAGAACAGGAGGACUUCUGUGAGCACAGGCUACCGAGAGAGAACCCCAAAAUGGCAGAGGCGAUGCAGGAGUGCCGGGAGGAGCAGAGGAGAGCCAAGGAGAAGAAACUCAACCAAUCCUCUAUUGGCCACAGCGGAGCAGAUGGGACGCAAGACGUGAUCACGUGGGUGAGGGAGAGUUCAGAGGGCCCUGAGGAAUGUUGGGGGAUCCCUGGCUCCCUCCCCCCACCAGGUUCCCUGCAAACCAGCGGCAUUCCCAGGCCUUGGUGGGCUGAGGCAUCUUGGUCGGGGGAGGGCCAGCUUGCCCUGUGGAGCCUCCUGCUGUUGCCGCCCAGAUAUGGCACUCCUUUCUCCCAUAGCACCCCCAUCCCUGGAACCUGGCAGGAGGUCUGGCCUUGGGACCAGAGGAUUCCAUCACCCCUAAACCUCCACAAAGGGCUCUGGAGCCAGAACCAGUUGGCCUUCUCCAACCCAGUCCCAGGAUCCUUCCCCCAGAGCCUGGCACAGCUCAGUCCUGGGGAGAUGAGAGAGUCUAAGCAGAGGCACACAGAUGCACUUGCAGCCUGCGUGGGUCAUGUGGGCACAGCAGGCAACCCAUCUCGCCAGCACCCUCCCCAGCCCCCUGCUGCCCGGUCUCGGCCUUAUUCUUGCUCUGACUGCGGAAAGAGGUUUUCACUCAAGCAUCAGAUGGAGACACAUUACCGAGUCCAUACAGGAGAGAAGCCCUUCUCCUGUAGCCUCUGUCCCCAGCGCUCCCGGGACUUCUCGGCCAUGACCAAACACCUGCGGACGCACGGGGCGGCCCCCUACCGCUGCCCUCUGUGCCGGGCCGGCUGCCCCAGCCUGGCCUCCAUGCAGGCGCACAUGCGCGGCCACUCGCCCAGCCAGCUCCCGCCCGGAUGGACCAUUCGCUCCACCUUCCUCUACUCCUCCUCCUCUUCCUCCUCGCGGCAGGCCAGGGCCUCGACCCCUCCUUGCAGUUCCCCUUCCUCCACCACUUGACCGAGUGUCGGGAGCUUCUUUGGCCUCAGUGAGGAGUACAAUAAAAGACGGGUCGGCGGGCUGGCGAGGCUUCUGAUCCGGCACCGCGGCGAGGGCAGCCUAGCGAAUUCUGCUCCCAGAAGCGCCGCAGAAAAGGGCACCCGCGUCCUCUCCCGGACGACCACGGGAGGCCGCAGAAGCCGGGGCCAGCGAGCCCGGGUGGGGUGAGGAGACAGUGAAGUCUGCAAGAGUGAAGGUUAACUGUGUGGGGUCUGGCGAUUUCAUCACCAAAAUAAAGCGUUUCCUGUGCCUCCUCUCAGGACAAGAAAGCCAAGUCCACACUUUGGUCUGUGCGCGGGGGCGGCGGUGGGU
Talpa occidentalis (Iberian mole) is the source of this 2010-nucleotide messenger RNA. It is a transcript of the gene ZBTB32, whose product is annotated as zinc finger and BTB domain containing 32. The transcript is spliced from 6 exons. Gene Ontology annotation, cellular component: nucleus. Bases 178 to 1659 code for a protein of 493 amino acids. The record is from RefSeq and is a predicted model, not a curated record. Gene Ontology annotation, biological process: regulation of transcription by RNA polymerase II. Lineage: Eukaryota; Metazoa; Chordata; Mammalia; Eulipotyphla; Talpidae. Gene Ontology annotation, molecular function: DNA-binding transcription factor activity, RNA polymerase II-specific; protein binding; RNA polymerase II cis-regulatory region sequence-specific DNA binding.